This is a messenger RNA of Aspergillus candidus, 930 nucleotides long. RefSeq names its product NAD(P)-dependent oxidoreductase. The record is from RefSeq and is a predicted model, not a curated record. Lineage: Eukaryota; Fungi; Ascomycota; Eurotiomycetes; Eurotiales; Aspergillaceae. Gene Ontology annotation, molecular function: oxidoreductase activity, acting on the CH-OH group of donors, NAD or NADP as acceptor; NADP binding. The coding region runs from base 1 to 930 and encodes 309 amino acids. The transcript has 5 exons.
AUGACAGCCCGUAUCGCUUUCAUCGGGAUCGGCCAAAUGGGCCAGGGUAUCACCACGAACCUUGUCCAGCACGGAAUCUUCUCCCGCCCGCUCACCAUCUACAACCGUACCAAGAGCAAGGCCGAAGACCACGCCGCGCGUAUCGGCAACUGCCGUGUCGUCGACACCGUCGAAGAGGCAGUCGCCUCGUCGGAUAUUAUCUGGUCGUGUCUGCAGGACCAGGGUGCUGUCCAGAGUGUCUUCGAUAACGCUCUGGUGCAUAAUAUCCGAGGCAAACUCUUCGUUGAUAGCUCGACUAUCGGGCCCGAGAGUACAAAUGAAAUCGCGAGACGGGUGAUCGCCGCUGGGGGGGAGUUUGUCGCUAUGCCUGUGAUGGGUGAACCCAAAAUGGCCCACAAGCAAACGCUCACCUGUAUCCCGUGCGGAAAAGCCGAAUCAGUCGAUCGCAUCCGUCCGUUUCUCCAAGGAGUCAUCUGCCGCAACAUCGUCGACCUCAGCGGCGAAGAACCCGGCACAGCCCUCCUCCUCAAACUGAUGGGCAAUGUGAUCAUCCUCGCGACGAUGGAAACCGUCGCCGAAGUAAAUGUCUUCGCCGAAAAGUGCGGCCUCGGCGUCCGCAACAUGAACAAGCUCAUGACAGCACUGUUCCCCAACCCCCCUCAUGCAGCAUACAACGAUCGUAUGUUAAGCGGUGACUACCACCGGACUACCCCCAUGGUCGAAGUGCAAAUGGCACUCGCACUCGCUGAAAAAGUCAAAUGGCUCGCCCACAGCUGCGGCGCAUCGAUCAAGAUCUACGAUAUCGCAUGCGAUCAUCUGGAGACGGUGCUGGAGCACGAGGGGCCAAGAGGCGAUGCGAUCGGCAUUUACGGUGCCGUGCGUAUGGAAAGCGGACUGUCUUAUAAGAAUGACCCUGAGCCAUUGGACUAG